Messenger RNA from Eublepharis macularius, 1849 nucleotides. It is a transcript of the gene SAMM50, whose product is annotated as SAMM50 sorting and assembly machinery component. The record is from RefSeq and is a predicted model, not a curated record. Gene Ontology annotation, biological process: protein insertion into mitochondrial outer membrane; mitochondrial respiratory chain complex assembly. Lineage: Eukaryota; Metazoa; Chordata; Lepidosauria; Squamata; Eublepharidae. The transcript is spliced from 15 exons. Gene Ontology annotation, cellular component: SAM complex; outer membrane. The coding region runs from base 311 to 1720 and encodes 469 amino acids.
GCCUUGUGCGGAGAGGUCCAAGGGCCGCCUCCGCGCACCGUCACAGCCCCUGGAGCGGAGCGGGUUCAAUUUCGGAGCGGAGCGCGGCCCAGCAAUUUCGGCUUCGCCCGCCUUGGGGAAACGCCAGGCAAGGGCUGCGGCCCGCCCGCCCGCUGAAACGUGACCGUCGACGAACCUUCCCUCCGGGGCCGCUUUUCCACCCUCGCCGGAAGUCGCGCUGCGCCGCUCUUUCCCCGCCUCGCUGGCCUUCCGCUCGACCCAUCCGGCGGCGCGCAGGCGCCUGGCGAGCCGGGCUCGGAGCGCUGGGGCGAUGGGGACGGUGCACGCGCGGAGUCUGGAGCCACUUCCGGUGAGCGGGCCCGAUUUUGGUGCUUUAGGAGAAGAAGCUGAACUAAUUGAAGUUGAACCAGAAGCCAAACAGGAAAUUUUGGAAAAUAAAAAUGUUGUGGUUCAACAUGUACACUUCGAUGGACUUGAAAGGACUAAGGACGAUAUUAUCAUGUAUGAAAUUUGCGAUGUUUUCAAGGCAAAAAAUCUCAUUGAUGUUAUGAGGAAAUCGCAUGAAGCUCGUGAAAAGCUGCUCCGUCUAGGAAUUUUUAGACAGGUGGAAGUUCUAAUUGAUACAUGUCAAGGAGAUGAUGCUCUUCCAAAUGGCUUGGAUGUAACUUUUGAAGUAAUGGAGCUGAGAAGAUUAACUGGAAGCUAUAACACGAUGGUUGGCAAUAAUGAAGGGAGCAUGGUACUUGGUCUCAAGCUCCCUAAUAUCUUUGGACGUGCUGAGAAGGUGACAUUUCAGUUUUCUUACGGUACAAAGGAAACAUCGUAUGGCCUGUCUUUCUUUAAACCUCAGCCUGGGCACUUUGAAAGAAAUGUUUCUCUCAAUCUGUAUAAAGUAACUGGGCAGUUCCCAUGGAGUUCUCUUCGUGAAACUGACAGAGGAAUAUCAACAGAAAUUAAUUUUCCAAUACUGAAGACUAACCAUGCGCUAAAAUGGGAAGGUGUUUGGAGAGAGCUUGGCUGUCUUGCCAGAACGGCAUCAUUUUCUGUUCGAGAGGAGAGCGGACACUCACUCAAGUCUUCUGUCUCUCAUGCCAUGGUGGUUGAUUCUCGAAAAUCCUCCAUCUUGCCCAGACAAGGUGCUUUGCUGAAAAUAAAUCAGGAGCUGGCCGGUUACACAGGUGGCAAUGUGAGCUUUCUCAAAGAAGACUUUGAAGUGCAGUUGAAUAGGCCAUUUCUGUGGGAUUCAGUUUUCUCAGCUUCUCUCUGGGGUGGAAUGUUGGUUCCUAUUGGAGACAAACCAUCCAGCAUCGCUGACAGAUUUUACCUCGGUGGACCAACAAGUGUGCGUGGAUUCAAUAUGUACAGCAUUGGACCUCAGAGUGAAGGUGACUACCUAGGAGGUGAAGCUUACUGGGCUGGUGGUCUACAUUUGUAUACACCUCUCCCUUUCCGUCCUGGUCAUGGAGGAUUUGGAGAUCUUUUUCGAACACACUUUUUCCUUAAUGCUGGUAACCUUUGCAACCUUAACUAUGGAGAAGGUCCUAAAGCCCAUCUUCGUAAGCUGGCAGAAUGUAUCCGGUGGUCUUACGGUGCUGGAAUAGUUCUCAGGCUUGGAAACAUCGCUCGGUUGGAGCUCAACUAUUGUAUCCCUAUGGGGGUUCAAAGUGGAGACAGGAUAUGUGAUGGAAUUCAGUUUGGAGCUGGAAUAAGAUUCCUGUAAUGACAGAGUGACUUCACAGCGUGGUCCCAACAGCUGUUGGAUUCAAAUGUGGCAGCGCAGUUUCAAAGAGGCUUUCAGCAUAAUACAAGUGUCUGUGUUUCUUUCAAUAAAGUAAACUGCAUAAAAGAA